Molecule: messenger RNA, 903 nt
Organism: Danio aesculapii
Lineage: Eukaryota; Metazoa; Chordata; Actinopteri; Cypriniformes; Danionidae
Product: GTPase IMAP family member 6-like
Exons: 2
Coding region: 1-903 (300 amino acids)
Molecular function (GO): GTP binding
Source: RefSeq, a predicted model, not a curated record
AUGGAGCGUGUUGUCAAGAAGAUGGCAGACCCUUGUGAUCUUAAUCUUUUGCUGUUUGGUAAAACUGGUGUAGGAGUGAGUGCAACUGCAAACCACCUCCUGGGUGUAAACGAGUUCAAAUCCGAGCAGAGUUUGACUCCCGUCACCGAGAGAUGCCAGAUACACACUGCUGAAGUGUCAAACAAAAGAGUGACAGUUGUCGACAGUCCAAACUUCUCAAGUACAACUAAUGCCAAAUUGACUGCAGAGUUGAAGAAAGGACUAAGCAUGUGCCCUUCAGGAGUACACGCAAUCCUGCUGGUUUUCUCUUUAGGCACUUUCACCACACAAGACAUGGAGGUUGUGUCCUUUUUCAAGCAGACAUUUGGCAAGAAUGCAAUGAAACACACAAUUAUCAUCUUUACAAAUGGAGACCGACUUCAAAAUAAAACCCUAGAAGAAAUGUCAAGCGAAAACACAGAGCUGUCCACACUAAUGAAGGAGUGUGGAUGGAGAUUUCAUGUGCUGAACAAUAAUGAACUGUCUAACAGAGAGCAGGUCACUGAAUUACUGGGAAAAAUUGAAAAAAUGAUAGCUGAAAAUCUAAACAGUUGCUAUACUUUACUAAUGUUUGAGACUCAAUCCAAUGUAGUUUUACUGAGAUUGAUGAAGCCAGGGAAUCUCUAUGCAGUUAAUCUUUUAAUUGUUGUUUUUCUGGGUUAUUCUAAUAUGAGUAACAAAUGUUUAUUUGAUGUAAAAACAUUUACGUAUGGAUGUUCUGGUGCUUUGUUAGCAGCAGUAGCAGGAGUCCUUCCAGGAGUCCUUUACACACUGUUCCCUAUUGCUGGCCCUGCUGGUGCUGUGGUUGGUGGAACUUUUGGUGCAGCUGUUGGUGCAGCUGUUGAUUAUCUGGGGAUAGACUAG